AUGGCUAUGGUGCUCCCUUCCGCCAGUCCAGCAGCAGCAACUCUUGGUGUUCUCGGAUCAUUUCACAAGCGUACGCUUGCUACUCAGUCGCUCAAUUUUUACACGGCACGAUCGCUGCUAAGGUUUGAACCACUGUCAGCUCAGAUCCGAGGGAGAAGCCGCCAUAGCUUGAUCCGAGCAGCAGCAUCAUCAACAGGGCCAUCUUCGGAGAGAAAAGAGGAAGUGUUCUUCGAUGGUGGUCCACAUUACGGUGAUCUGGUAGCCAACUUGGUGUUUGGCUUCACGCUUUUCUGGCUACCAUUGACAGUCGCAGCGGUGUUCCGGGCCUUGUUCUUGAGGUACAGGUUCACAACCUACAGAGUGACUAUUCUUUCGGGAUUAACAGGUGGUGAUAGGAAAGACUUCAAGUAUGACGCGAUCAAGGACGUCAAGUAUGUCCCACGAUUCAUCGGCGAGUGGGGCGACGUUGUGAUCACUCUCAAGGAUGACACCAAGGUGGAGCUCAAAUCCUUGCCCAGAUUCAGAGAGAUCGCAAAGUUCUGUCUAGACAAGUCUGGAGUUUCCGGUGGCGGCUCUGUGGAAGAGAUGGAAGUCAAGAAGAGGGGAUUUUCGUGA
This is a messenger RNA of Selaginella moellendorffii, 615 nucleotides long. RefSeq lists its product as uncharacterized. The record is from RefSeq and is a predicted model, not a curated record. NCBI's taxonomy places the organism in Eukaryota, Viridiplantae, Streptophyta, Lycopodiopsida, Selaginellales, Selaginellaceae. Bases 1 to 615 code for a protein of 204 amino acids. The transcript has a single exon.